Messenger RNA from Daucus carota subsp. sativus, 1888 nucleotides. RefSeq names its product WRKY transcription factor 72A. Bases 92 to 1750 code for a protein of 552 amino acids. The transcript has 4 exons. The record is from RefSeq and is a predicted model, not a curated record. Lineage: Eukaryota; Viridiplantae; Streptophyta; Magnoliopsida; Apiales; Apiaceae. Gene Ontology annotation, molecular function: sequence-specific DNA binding; DNA-binding transcription factor activity. Gene Ontology annotation, biological process: regulation of DNA-templated transcription.
UAUAUAUUUCUUUAUCGAAUGAGAAAUUCACACGCAGAAGAAAGACAUUCAUUCAUACCCAGAAAUAUCUAAAGGGAGAAAUCAAGAUCAUAUGGAGACUACUUUAAGAAGAUCGGGCGAUGGUGAAGAAGGUGAUCAUAUUGAAGCUAAAAGGAGCCUGCAGCAGUCCAAUGAUACUGAUGAAGAGAAUUCCAAGAAUGAAGUUAUGCUACUUAAGGAUGAUGAUCAAUUGGAAUCAGUGAAAGCUGAAAUGUGUAAGGUGAGACAAGAGAAUGAGAGGCUUAAAGCGUGCUUAGAUAGUAUGACCGUGGACUAUCAAACCCUCAAAACCAAAUUUCAGAACAUUGCUCAUGAGCAAGUGCUUGAUCAGGCUCCAAAGAAUAAAUUUACGGAUCCAGAGAACGAACCCGAAUUUGUGUUUCUCAGCCUUGGAAGGUCGUCUCCAGGUCAGGCAAAGGGAGAUGAUCCCUACAAGGAGAAAAAUACAAGUCCUAAGAAAAUGGAAACGACUGCAUCUCCGGUUAUCAAUUUACAGGAUAAAGAAGAGGGCUCAGUAAAGCUUGGACUAAACUGCAAAUUUGAUCAAGAGCCAGCUUGUUUGAAGCCUGAUCGAAGCAUGGAGUAUAAUAGCCCAAGAGAAGUCGUAGUUAAAGAGACAUGGUCACCUGAAACAAGCCUCAAAACAAUGAGAUCAAGUGGUGACGACGAUGAAGUUUCAGUGCCGCAGAACCCUGCAAAGAAAGCCAGGGUUUCUGUCAGGGUUAGAUGUGAAGCCCCCACGAUGAAUGAUGGGUGCCAGUGGAGAAAAUACGGGCAGAAAAUCGCCAAAGGAAAUCCUUGUCCUCGUGCAUAUUAUCGUUGUACUGUUGCACCAUCUUGUCCGGUCAGAAAACAGGUGCAAAGAUGUUCACAAGACAUGUCCAUCUUGAUUUCCACAUAUGAAGGAACACACAGCCAUCCACUUCCUUUAUCAGCCACCGCCAUGGCGUCCACCACUUCAGCAGCAGCCGUCAUGCUCUUAUCCGGCUCAUCCUCAUCCACCUCUGAACCAGGACCUAGCCCUUCAGCAACUGCUUUUGCAGCUCAACAACUCCAUGGAUUCAACUUCUAUCUCUCCAAACCAAAUUCUUCGUUUUACUCUCUCAACUCUUCCAACAUCUCUUCCCCUUCAUGUCCACCCAUCACUCUGGAUCUCGCUAAUAACCCCUCUCCUUCCCUUUUCAACCGUCUUUCUCCUGCAAAUUACACACCAAAAUAUCACAACUCCUCUACUAGUAAUCUCAAUUUUAGUACUACUACUUUCGAAUCUAACACUGCACCAAUUUCUUGGAGCUAUGGAAAUAGUAGCCAUCAAUCUCCGUAUAAUCAAGCUAUGAGUUCAUUUAACUUUGGCAGCAGGCAGCCACAAGAGAAAAUGUACCAUUCUGUCAUGCAAAACAAAAAUGGCACAAAUGUUGCUCCAACUCAACAAAAUUUUCAACCCCAUUCUAUUGAAGCUGCAACAAAAGCAAUCACAUCGGACCCGAGUUUUCAAUCUGCAUUAGCCGUUGCUAUAACCUCAAUUAUGAACACAAACAAUAAUGCUUCUCCAAAAGUGAAGUUAGAACAACCAUCUACAUUAGAUAAAAAUUCUGGCUUUGGCAUGCAGUACGCGAACUCGCAACAAUCAAACUUGAUGCUAUCAUCAACUCCAUUGCCAAUGUCUAGCUCCAGGAGCAACUCUUCUACAUCACCUGGAGAUAGUAAGUAGAUGCAAAGCUUAAAUGAUUCGGUUACCAUGUCAGUAUUUGGUACUUGAUGCAAUUGUAGCUGUUUAACGAUUAUUUAAAUUCUAAUAGUGUACAUGCACAUUAUAUUACUCGUGAUCCAGGCUGUGCAUGAAUAUUUA